AUGGCAAAAAAAAUUGAUAUGAUCAAGGAUAUUGAUGGAAGAAGAAAAAUGUUGAAACUUGCUGUCAGAAUCAUAGAUUUGUGGUAUGUUGAGUCAUGGGAUUCCAAACAAAGUAUGGAAAUGGUUAUGAUGGAUCAAAAGGGUGAUGUUAUUGUUGCAAUGAUUAAGAAGGAAGAUAUGAGUCCCACUGCAAGCAUACCUAGAAAGCUUUGGAAGUUCAAAACUAUAAAGGAUAUCAUUGAUGGAAAAUGUCAUUGGUGUGGUGGAAAUGUAGAGGAGAAAGCCCAUUCGAAAAAUGUUGUGUUUGACCUUAAAGAUUUGAGGUUGUUUUCGUUAUGUAUGAAUUCAUAUUGUGAGAAAUUAUUGAGUUAUUGGAGGACACGUAGUCAAACAUCUAAUCUUGUUAUUAUUCUUACUCAGGCCAAGAUAAAGGCUGCAUCAGGUCCCUGGCCAAUGUCACUGUCUAAUUCUUGGAAUGGUUCGAAACUGAUAAUGGGCGAUGACAUACCUGAGCUGAUUGAUUUUAAGAAGCAAUUUGCAGAAACCUCUCGUAGUGAAACUUUUAAGGAGGGAAGUCAAUAUAGUGGCUCUUCGCAGAUUAGUCAUGUUGAUAGGUUUAUGUAUAAAACUGUUGUUAAAAGUGUUUCAGAGAUUAUCACUGUACUAGAGGAGAUUUCCUGUGUAACUGUUGCACGUACAUUUAAAUUUAACUUAGGAAAUGAUGGAUGGAAUUAUUUGGUGUGUAACGUAUGUAUGAAAAGAACUCAUGAAGUUGGUUCUUUUAAGUGUCUUAGUUGUGAUGCUUUUAACGAUUCUCCAAGAAUUCGAUACAAGCUCGAAAUUCAAGUCACUGAUGGGAAAAAGGUGGCCAAUUUCAUGCUUUGGGACCAAGAUUGCAAGAAUUUAAUUAGUGUAUAUGCUGCUGAUUUGAGAAAGAAAAUGAUCAAGGCUUUUAAGGUUAAGCUACAAGAAAAGAACCGACCUGCCUCAAUUAUGAGAGUUUCUACUGAUGUGGAAAUUAUUGAUCACGUUAAAGCACUACUUGGACAAGAGAAGGCAAGCCAAGUUGGUGAAUGUAUGGUUAGUUGUCCAUCUGACAUGUUUCCUGAUAUUUGCAAUUCCUCAUUCAUUGAUGUGCCUUUCUUCACCGCUGAUGAUGAACCUGAUAUAGUUUUCUGUAUGACGCCUACUAAAGAUGUUUGUGCUACCAUUGAUGAUGUUCAAGACAUUCCAUCAAGUAUCAUGGAGUUCGAUUUUCUAGAAGACAUUCUUUUAGCUCAGUUAUCAGCUACAAAGACUACAAAGCCAAUCAAGAGUAUCAAAAAGGAGAAAUUAUAA
Messenger RNA from Vigna unguiculata (cowpea), 1338 nucleotides. RefSeq lists its product as uncharacterized. NCBI's taxonomy places the organism in Eukaryota, Viridiplantae, Streptophyta, Magnoliopsida, Fabales, Fabaceae. The record is from RefSeq and is a predicted model, not a curated record.